Molecule: messenger RNA, 1263 nt
Organism: Rotaria sp. Silwood1
Lineage: Eukaryota; Metazoa; Rotifera; Eurotatoria; Philodinida; Philodinidae
Source: the annotation of a GenBank genome assembly
AUGCAUUCUUCAAUGUUUAUCUAUAUUUUUUCAUUGAUAUCAGUAAUUAUUUAUGCAAAACAUCAUUCAGAUGUAAUAACAUUAGCAACAUGGAAUAUUGGUUUAGAAGAACAACUAGCAACUGAAAGAACAUCAUCAAUUAUCAAUGCUAUUCGUAAGAAAAAUGCUGAUAUUGUUUGUUUACAAGAAGCAUGGGGUGGACCAUUGAUUUUACGUCAAAUUUAUCAAUCACUCAAACAUGUUUAUCCUUAUUAUGAAAUUGUAGAUGAUCGUAUGCGUAAUUAUAUUAGUAGUAAACGAUUACCAACACAAACAUACAAUCCUGCUUGUAUACCUUCGAAUAUAACAAGUGCACAACUUUGUCUUGCUACAUAUUGUUCUGCAAGUCGUGAUAUAGAACUACUUAUAUGUGCCAUGAUUAAAUGUCCAAUAAACUUUCUAGCCCUUUAUACAAAUUCAAAAUGUUGGGCAUGUAUUUUUGAAAGAUUUAUUAGUCGUCAAGAUCCAUCAGCUCUCAAUUAUUGUGGUGCAAUUAUUUUACCUAAAUUGAAUAAUACUUCAUCAGGUAUUAUUCAUAUUUCAACUGAAGAACCAUGGGAUCAUACAAUUGGUUUGAUGAUAUUAGCAAAAAGAGGAUAUCCAUUAAAAAAACUAGCGGCUAAUCUUUUUUCAGAAUAUUAUCUUUUUCCUCGUGGUUAUAUUAUUGUUAGUGUAGAAAACAAACAAUUAAUUAUUUCCAAUACACAUGUGGCUACAGUUGAAACACCUUUUCCUCAUGCACCUAAAGGAACAUUUUUUAAUAAUAAAUAUGGUAGUUGGAAUGAAGAAAAUAAAGGACAAACUAUAGAACUUGAAUCUAUUGUUUGGAAUUUAUUCCGUAAUAAUAGACGAAAAUAUAAAAAUGCUAUUAUGGCAGGUGAUUUCAAUAUGGGUAUUGCUAAUGUUGAACAUAAUGUAUUAGCAUUACAAGCUGAUAGUUGGAAUUAUAUACAUCAAUUAAUUGAUACUGAUGGAUCAAGAAGAUGGUAUGAUGAUUAUACAGAAAUGCAUCGUCUUUGUACACGAUGUACAGAUAAUCUUGUUGUUCAUUUUCCUGUUAAUUAUAUAUAUGAUCAUAUUUUUACACAUGGAAAUAUGUUUCAUUCUUGUGAUUUAUUUACACGACGUAUAUUUGAUGAUCGAGUAACAAUUAGUGCUCGAAAUGAAACGAUUAUAACAAGUCUUUCUGAUCAUUAUGGUGUUGAACUGAUUGUUGCUUGUUAA